Molecule: messenger RNA, 2208 nt
Organism: Aspergillus pseudonomiae
Lineage: Eukaryota; Fungi; Ascomycota; Eurotiomycetes; Eurotiales; Aspergillaceae
Product: Zn(II)2Cys6 transcription factor domain-containing protein
Exons: 2
Coding region: 220-1770 (516 amino acids)
Biological process (GO): regulation of DNA-templated transcription
Molecular function (GO): zinc ion binding; DNA-binding transcription factor activity, RNA polymerase II-specific
Source: RefSeq, a predicted model, not a curated record
CCCAGUCCCAUAGACCAUUUCUGUUCUCCUUUGCGGGGGGAAUAUUGCCUGAUCCUUCAUUCCUCGGUGGGCUAAAAAAGCCAUGUCCAUGCUCCCGUCCCUUUCUCCGAGCUUACUGCCAAUCUCCGUGCUACUUGCAUAUGCUAGCUUUCUCAGUCACUGCAAGCGCAGUAGUAUGUGAUAUCGCCACCACUCCUCAAUAUCGACUAUCCAUCCAGAAUGGUUGGGGUUCCUCGCAGCAAAGGCUGUUCGCUCUGUCGGAAGAGACGUAUCAGGUGUGAUCAAGGCCGACCGCAUUGCUCGCAGUGUCGCAAAUAUGGCGCCGUGUGUCCCGGCUACAAGCGCUCUCUGAAGUUCCAGGAUGAGGGACCUCGUCUGCAGGAACGGUACCUCAUCACCUCCCCAGAUACGGAUGGGAGUGAUGAGGGAUCAAGUCCAGUGUCAGACUCGUUGCCGGUAAAAGCCCAGAGGCAAAUGCGUUGCUUUGUGGGUCCCUCCCUCGACGAGCGGGUUUGUCCGUCCCUGGCAUACAAAUCGUUCUUGGGUCAGCAGCCACGCCUUUUCAAAGAAUUUGUCUGCGCCUCGUUCCCGACCAUGUAUUAUCAUAAUGAAUUUCGGUUUGGACCCGGUUUUACCUUCCCGGACAACGUUGUCAAAAAGUUUGGUGCCAAACCUUACUACGAUGCCACCGUGAUGUCUCUGUCCAUAGCCUGGCUUGCACAUCAGACAAAGGACCCGAACUUAGAAUAUGCAAGUCGACAAAAGUACGCAGAAGCCUUGAGUGGUAUCAAAUAUGCCCUGACAUCGGAAGAUACCGUGUCGGACGCCCUGUUGAUGGCCGUCAUACUGCUGGCCUUCUAUGAGAUGAACGUACGCACCACGGAAGAUGCGUGGCUCUUCCAUGCCAACGCAGUGAAGCAGCUGAUGAAGAAGCGUGGCAUGAGAGCCCAUUUGAGUGGCCCGGGGCGUGUGUGUCACUUUGCCUUCAGGCCAUUUCUGAUUGGUGCUGCCCUCCAGAAGGGUGAAUCAUGUUUCUUAGAUGAGGAUUCAUGGCAGGACUUGGCAGCAUCUUUACGGAGCGAAGAUUCUCGGAAGCAAAACGAAUGGGCAUUUUAUAUCGACGUCUAUGAGACUAUCUUCAUGGAGCUUGUUAAGUGUCCUGGCUAUAUCAAGGAAGCCCGGGAAAUCGUUUCUGUGACCUCACCAGAGGCCAAAUCUCUGGCUCAACGUAUUCGUACAACAUGUGAUCGACUGCGACGGCUAAGCAAAGAAAUGCGAACCUUACUCAGUGCGCAUAAUCAGCGAAAACAGGGCAUCACUCUCCGCUUCGUCGGACCGGAGCCCAAACUCUUCCCGGACACGAGCCCAUCUCUUCUUCUCCGUGCUGGGGUCAAUGCUGUUCGUAUCCUCGAACAAAUCUUAGAUCGAAUCACCAUUCCCACACCGACCGUGGAACAGACUUUAAUCAUCCGUGAUGGAGCGAUAACACCCGUGUCAAGCCCAGACAGCUCAGGCGAUGCGGACAGUCCACCACUUCUCUCCUUCGGUUUGUCCUGCGAACUCGGGAACGGUCCACAGGCCACGGUCGGUAAUGAUGCAGAACUCGCAUUGACCUGGCUGGAUCGGGUCGCCGGGGCAAUGGGGCUAUUAGGAGCGGAAAUCACGUACGGAAUGAAGCCGGGAAUCCAAACAGAUCUUGCUCUGCGAACUGUUCGCACAUUAACCCCAGUGGAUGACGACCUCCCGGAGCCUCGUAGGUCGUCGGACUGAGACAAUCGAGACCAGAGAUUGUAUUCAAUCAGUGCCCCAAUUCCAUCCUCAAUCGAUCCUAAAUCACUACAGAUGGAACGUGUGCAUUUGUGAAUAACUAUAGUACUCGCUUCGUCAGCGUUGGACGACUGGUUUAUCCGCGCUGUUCAUCUACCAACCACCAAUGUGCUUGCGUCAGAUUAUUGCACGCCGAAUCGCCCCACGCUGCAGCUCAUUCUGCGUCCUAUAACGGCCGCGCGACAUGCAUCUAUAAAGCGUUGACGGCCACCGACCCCUCCGUCCUAUCUACCCCCUCGGAAACAACUAUGCACCUGCAGGCUCGCAUAGAAACACAAUCGAGUUAAAUCAUCUCUCCUACUUGUAGAGCGGUCUCCUAUUCUUCACUAUUGGGUUCUGUCCUGGCAAUCUGAGGUUUCUGAGUCCUCCAUACUAGAUCGA